AAGCAGGAGGGAGGCGGCCGGUCCCGCCCGCCCCGCGCCUCCCUGGGCCGCGGCGCCGGGGAUGCGGCAGCCGCCGGGCACCGCGGGGCUGUAGCCGCCCGCCGCGGCCCCGGAGCCCAUGGGCUGAGCCCAACGACGCCUGGGUGUUGCAGGGUUCCGGCAGAGCUGGCCAUGAUGUUAUGGUUCGUGGUCGGUGCCCUCCUCCCAGCGCUGCUCCUGGCUGCACCCCCCCCCAUCAACAAGCUCGCCCUCUUCCCCGACAAGAGCGCUUGGUGCGAGGCCAAGAACAUCACCCAGAUCGUGGGGCACAGCGGCUGCGAGUCCAAGUCCAUCCAGAACAGGGCCUGUCUGGGGCAGUGUUUCAGCUACAGCGUCCCCAACACCUUCCCUCAGUCCACAGAGUCCCUGGUGCACUGUGACUCCUGCAUGCCAGCCCAGUCCAUGUGGGAAAUCGUGACCCUGGACUGCCCAGGCAACGACGAGAUCCCCCGGGUGGACAAGCUGGUGGAGAAGAUCCUUCACUGCAGCUGCCAGGCGUGCGGGAAGGAGCCGAGCCACGAGGGAGCCCUGUUCAACGUGUACCUGAACGCGGAGGAGAGCCUGCCCGCCGAGGGGCCCGCGCCCCAUCACUAUGCCCACCACCAGCAGCAGGAGCUGGAGGAGCCUCCUGCCUCCAGCCACCACCAGCACGAGGAGGAGGGGGACGAGUGAGCCGGCCCCUGUGGACUGUCCUUGUGGGCAGGGGCUGGGGGUGGGUGCGGGACAGGGCCGGGGCUUGGGGAGGGA
This is a messenger RNA of Neopsephotus bourkii (Bourke's parrot), 786 nucleotides long. It is a transcript of the gene NBL1, whose product is annotated as NBL1, DAN family BMP antagonist. Gene Ontology annotation, biological process: animal organ morphogenesis. The coding region runs from base 172 to 711 and encodes 179 amino acids. Gene Ontology annotation, molecular function: BMP binding; receptor ligand activity. The record is from RefSeq and is a predicted model, not a curated record. The transcript has 4 exons. NCBI's taxonomy places the organism in Eukaryota, Metazoa, Chordata, Aves, Psittaciformes, Psittacidae.